UCUUCUCACCGACCACAGCUCAGCGAUACUCCGCCUCUCUUUUUCUACUUCAGCGACGACCACCUACUUACCUACAUUAUUCUACCUUUUCUUACCUCUCUGGAGUGCUGGACCGCACCAGACUGAUACCUCUACAAUAAAAGAACGCACACGAUAUUCAGCAAGAUGUCUCGCGAUAGGCUAGCAGCGAUGCGUGCCCAGCAAGGAGGGUACAACAACCUCGACACGCCUCGUAACCCCUACGACCAGCGGGACGACACUGCAUAUGGACAGAACUAUAGCCAGCAGAGCCAGGGCAGGUUCGAGAUGUCCUCUUUGGCCCCGUCGGACAGGGCUCCGCUGGCGAGCAACGUGAGUGGGGAGGAUAUGACCACGUUUUAUGCCGAGAUCUCCUCCCUGCAAGAUUCGAUCCGCACGAUGGAGAACAACGUUACCCGGAUAUCGGACUUGCACAACCGCUCCCUGAACAACAUGGACGAAGCUGCCUCGGCGCGCAACACGCGGGAUCUGAACACGCUCAUGAGCGAGACGACGAGCCUGACUAGUGAGCUCAAGAAGAGGAUCAAGAAGCAGGAAGGGGAGGCCGGGCGGUCGGGUAACGCCAUGGUCCGUCGGCAGCAGAUCGCAGCGACGAAAGCCAAGUUCAUCGAGGUGAUCCAGAACUACCAAGCUGUGGAACAACAGUUCCGGGGCAAGUACAAGCAGCGUAUGGAGCGCCAGUUCCGGAUCGUCAAGCCUGAAGCGACGCCCGAGGAAGUGCGCGCCGUGGUGGACAACGACCAGGGGGACCAGAUCUUCGCCCAGGCGUUGAUGAGCUCCAACAGGCUUGGAGAGAGCAGAGCGGCGUACCGCGAGGUGCAGGAGAGGCACGAGGAUGUCAAGCGGAUCGAGAAGACAUUGACUGAGCUCGCGCAGUUGUUCAACGACAUGAGUGUCAUGGUCGAAGAGCAGGAUGAGAGCAUCAACGUCAUCCAAAGUCAUGCGUACUCGACAGAGAAGGACAUGGAGAUCGGGCUGCAGCAGACGGAGAAGGCGGUGGUCAGUGCCCGUUCGGCGAGGAAGAAGCGCUGGAUAUGUUUCGCCAUCAUCGUCGUUAUCCUCAUUGUUGUCGCCAUUAUCGUGGUUAUCGAAGUUAAGCAGAACCAGAAGUAAUACGCGCCGUGGUAUUCCCUUUCCUCUGCGAUGAGCUGACUGCGCUGGAGGCGUUACUGCCCGUUGAAUUCCUGCUUGAGAUUGAACGUAUGUACAAACCAGAUCGAAUUCCCUCUUUUCUCUUGUCCUAUUAUUUUUCUUGUUCUUGUCAAUGCAUGCAUGGACUCCACCUUUGCCUCUCUCUGUCCC
Molecule: messenger RNA, 1341 nt
Organism: Dacryopinax primogenitus
Lineage: Eukaryota; Fungi; Basidiomycota; Dacrymycetes; Dacrymycetales; Dacrymycetaceae
Product: t-SNARE
Exons: 4
Coding region: 166-1152 (328 amino acids)
Biological process (GO): intracellular protein transport; vesicle fusion; exocytosis
Cellular component (GO): plasma membrane; endomembrane system; SNARE complex
Molecular function (GO): SNARE binding; SNAP receptor activity
Source: RefSeq, a predicted model, not a curated record